AUGCUUCAGCAGUUGAACAACGGGGCCACUGGCCUCAAGUGCCGUGUCUGCCCCGCAUUGGCGACGGCGCCCCGGAUCGACGGCACCGGAGUCGGCCUCCGCGGGAGCACCCUUCAAUUCGUGGAUGGAGACGUUCUCCUCGGCAAUCAGGUCAAUUGCUUUUCGGGAAAUCUCACCUCCUCAUCCUGUGAAGUCCUUGAGCGGCCCACCGUGUUGCGAACUAAUAACGUAAACAGCAGAGGGCGUCAUCAUCCCCAUUCUCCACAAGUGACUGCACUACCACCACUUCAAGUGUCUCCGAUCUCUAUGACGAAGCAGAGAGCGCGGACCUGA
This is a messenger RNA of Purpureocillium lilacinum, 333 nucleotides long. Lineage: Eukaryota; Fungi; Ascomycota; Sordariomycetes; Hypocreales; Ophiocordycipitaceae. The record is from RefSeq and is a predicted model, not a curated record.